Molecule: messenger RNA, 3113 nt
Organism: Spodoptera frugiperda (fall armyworm)
Lineage: Eukaryota; Metazoa; Arthropoda; Insecta; Lepidoptera; Noctuidae
Product: beta-glucuronidase
Exons: 13
Coding region: 286-2280 (664 amino acids)
Biological process (GO): glucuronoside catabolic process; carbohydrate metabolic process
Molecular function (GO): carbohydrate binding; beta-glucuronidase activity
Source: RefSeq, a predicted model, not a curated record
GAUUUUUACAUCCAGCCAGUCCGCAGACACGCGUCGUGCGGAGAACGCGCUUGUGUUCGAAUUUCAAAUUUUCGAAAAGAAAAACAUCGCGCGAAAUAUUUUGACAGAUGAAUAGAAAAAAAAUUGUUUGAUUUUAUUUUGUUCUUGUGUUUUAGCUAUCAUUUACGAUUAAGUUUUUUCUUGUAAAAGUUAGUAAUUUUAGUUUUUCUCAUUUUCGCGGGUGAUAGCCUACGAACGCUUUCCUGAAAAUUUUUCGCACCACGAAAGUUUUAUGCACCAAAUAUAAUGUUAAGGAGAAAAGUACUUUUAGCAUUGACAACGUUGAUGUGCGUAGCAAACGCAAUAGUCCAAAAUGCAGCUACAGGCAAUGAAAUCGACUCGUCGCCGAAAAAAUCGCAGACUUCUACUGGAGGGCCCUUGUAUCCAAAAGCAACAGAAACAAGAGACUUACGGACACUAGACGGGAUAUGGAACUUCAGAAAAUCUCCAGCCGAUCCAGAGACUGGCUACAGAGCCGGCUGGUUCGAGCAGGAUCUCGACAAGACUGGUCCUGUACUUCAAAUGCCGGUGCCCUCAUCUUACAAUGACGUUGGUGAAGAUGUUUCCCUGCGAGACCACGUGGGAGUGGUCUGGUAUGACCGGCGGUUCUUCGUGCCCUCGUGGUGGGGCACUUCUGGACAGCGAGUGUGGCUGCGAUUCAGCAGCGUACACUAUGCCACUGAAGUGUUUAUAAACGGCAAAUCAGUAAUGUACCACGAGAUCGGUCACUUACCUUUCGAGGCUGAGAUCACAGACUUCGUAAGCUUCAACAGCAGUAACCUGCUCACAGUGGUGGUUGACAACACGUUGCUAAGCGACACUGUGCCUCAAGGAGCUAUCAAGAGUGUAUAUGUUGGACCAAACAAAAUCCGUCAAGAACAACAAUAUACGUUUGACUUCUAUAACUACGCUGGCAUUCACCGCACUGUGUUCCUCUACUCUACGCCUCAAGUGUACAUUGAUGACGUCAUCGUCAAUACUGACAUACAGGGGCAUACAGGUUUUGUAGUAUACAACGUAACACAGAAAGGAGCAGUAUCAGACAAAGUUCUCUGCUUAAUCCAAUUGUUUGACAAGAAUGGUACCCAAGUGACUGCCUUCAACGAAUGCGCCGGUCUACUGGAGAUCGGGAACGCCAACUUCUGGUGGCCUUAUCUGAUGCACCCCAACCCUGGAUACCUCUACACCUUGAAGGCAUCGCUAAUUGGACCUCAAGGUGAGACCCUGGACACUUACUCCCAGAAGAUCGGCAUCAGGACAGUCACGUGGUCGAAUACUACCAUCUAUUUGAAUGAAAAGCCUCUCUACUUGAAAGGGUUCGGCAUGCACGAAGAUUCUGAUUUACGAGGUAAAGGGUGGGACCCCGUACUAUGGGUGAAGAACUUCAAUCUCAUCAAAUGGUUGGGUGCCAAUGCGUUCCGAACAUCUCACUACCCGUACGCUGAAGAAAUCUACCAGCUCGCUGACGAAUACGGCAUCAUGAUCAUCGAUGAAUGCCCUAGCGUUGAUACUGAUGGAUUUUCAGAUACGUUGUUGGCGAAACACAAGCAAUCAUUGACAGAAUUGAUCCGACGCGACAAGAACCAUCCCAGUGUGAUCAUGUGGUCCAUCUCCAACGAACCACGGUCUGCCAACAAAUUGGCUGACAGAUAUUUCGGGGAAGUGGUACGUCACGUCAAAUCAAUGGAUCUCUCUCGACCCGUCACUAUCGCUAUUUCUGCCGGCGCUUCCACUGAUAAAUCUGGUCGUCAUUUGGACGUGAUCAGUUUCAACCGCUACAACGGUUGGUACGCGAACCCUGGCCAGACGGCGCAGAUCACCAACAACGUGGUCGAGGAGGCCACCAACUGGCAUCGCAUACACAACAAGCCCGUCAUCAUGACUGAAUACGGGGCUGAUACUAUUGCGGGGCUGCACUUGUACCCUGAAUACAUCUGGUCGGAGGAGUACCAAUGUUUGCUGAUCUCAGAACACUUCAAGGCGUUUGAUCUCCUACGGAAGGCUGGAUUCUUCGCCGGAGAGUUCAUAUGGAACUUUGCCGACUUCAAAACACCGCAAUCUAUAACGCGGGUGGGUGGCAACAAAAAGGGUAUUUUCACGCGCAGCCGGCAGCCUAAAGCCGCCGCCCACCACUUGAGGUCGCGGUACCAUGCGCUCGCUACCGCAGACUAUGGAGUCGUACUCCCAGAGACUACGUACUACAUCAGCGACUCACAGCCCGCCAAGCACGAAGAACUCUAACUUGUGACCUCUGCCAUAAUCACCACCAAAUCUAUGUUAGGUUCUACAAGUACACAGAUAGUUAAGUUCUUUAUGAAAUAUUUUGCGCAGAUUAAAAUACCCUGUGUGGCAUAGAAGAUUUAGAGCAAAGAGUACAUGUAAGUAACUGGCAAAAUGUUUCAUAAAUAACGAUUAUUUCAUUUAGUUUAUGUUGUUUCUAGUUCAAAUGUCACACCAAAUGAGCAAGCGACUGAUUUCAAUAAGAGUACUUGCUCUAAACUAUUUUGUGCCACAAUAAUGCGACCAUGCAUUGGUAGUAUUGGUACUUAACAGAACUUAGCUCAUUCUACUACUUUAGUUACUUAGCGUUUACGAAAUAUGUAAGAUAACACGACCAAAAUAUUCAAAUAGAUGCCUUAUGUAUUGAAUUAUUAAUAACAAUGUUAUUUUUAGAAGAUAGAAUUUAUUUUAUACAGUACAACAUCAUUUUCAAUUUGUAGGGAAGGAAGAAGUAAAGUUAGUCUUAGCCUAGGUCUGUGAAUCGUAAAACUAGUUCUUAUUAAAGCUACUGUAAUACCUAUUCAGAAAGGAAUUGAAUGUGAUAAGUUUCCUCUACCAGCCAAACAUAGUUUUUCCAUUACACAUAAUCGGUGAAGUCAUCAGGAAUAGAUACGUAAAUCAGAAACCCAUACAUAGAGACCUAAACUUACAUAAUGCCUAACUAUUUUGUUGUUGCGUGGUACAACUCUACAUACUUUAGAUAUAAUAUAAUUAUUGUUAUUGUAGUUAUAAAAAUAUCAUAAAUAAAAUGUAAAUAUUUAUUGUAAUGCAAAUAAAGUACAAAAUAAAAGCGA